AAAAAUUUGUUUGAAUUAUUCCAAAGAAGUGUUUAUCUGAUUCAACCAAAUUGUUCUCUCUGUGUAUAUUUUGUACGCACAAGCAUUAUAAAAAUAGUAUUUAUAUACUGGAAUACAAAAUUACAAAUUAACUAAUUAUAUGACGAUUAAAUAACGCAACAGAUACUGAAAAAUAAUCGUAUAAGUUAAGAGAUUGGCAGAAGAAGCAUAUUCGCGUUAUGGGAUCUGCAUUAAGCAAAUUAUUUUUGUACAAUGGAGGACGAAAAAAAGACAGUCACGGGCAGGCGUUAAAAUUUAUUGACGCUAGUAAACGGGAACAAUCAAUAUUAUUGUUAACUGUAUAAAAUGUAGCAUUAGUUAAUUGUUUACUUUCUUCUUUCUCUCGCGAUAUUACCAAUAUCUUCACGAUCAAAUCUUCUCUUAGAUAUUCAGGCAAAUGUUACAUAUCAUUGCACAGCAUCAACAUUCAUGUCAAUCGAAUGCAUAACAAUAACGAUAUCGACAACCAAAUUUGCCAGCAAAUAUUUGCGACGCGACGCGGCACACGACAAAGAUGCAUCUCGUAAAUGAGCACAAAGGUGAGCUGCGCUGUGCGAGGCACACGCAUCCCCGCGCCAUACACCGAUCGCUUUGGAGGGGUUUAUCAGCGUCCAGCAUUGCUUAGCUGGCACUGUUACAUCGCUUUACUUUACCAAGCUCUCGACGACGUCGCUUAGUACUCGUUUGACUUUCCCACACCUGUCGUACAAGAACGACGCAGAUCGUCCCUUGGUAUCGUUAAUCGCACCGAUAACGAAAAAGUUGCGGCCAAGUCUCUCUCUUUCCUCACUCUAUCCCUCUCUGUCUCUCCCUCUCCCCCAGUUUUCUCUCUUGAGGCAUCUCGAUUUCCUCUAUUACCUUCGCCACAGAUGAACGGAUUGUCGUGAAUCCUCACAAGGUCUCUCGAGUCGAAAUCGAGAGAACCCAAUAUUUCAUUUCGGAAUGUUCGGCGAGCGCAAGUAGAGCUCCAUGAGGAGUACUCGGAAUAUUUUGGGAUCUACGAUGUCAUUGUGCUACGAAAGAUACGCGGACGAUCGCGAUAACGCACUGAUAUCUUGAUAUCUUGAGCAAGCGCACGACAUCUUACACGGGACGACUUGCGCGCGCGUGCAAGGUGUGUGUUCGUGCAUUCUACUGCUCGAUAUACUCACGAUGGACCCUGUCGAUGACUUGAUGCUAUAUUUUUACAUUGCGUGUGGUGUCGUCGCUGUCGCGCUUAUCGCUCUUUUCAUUUUGGUGAUCGUGCUAUUUGUGAAAGUAAAUCGAUUAGCUCGGGACGGGUCCAACCAACUAAACAGGCAGACAAACAUGAUGGCGGACUUUUGUUACACCAAUCCCACGAUCGUGCCAGGAGAAUUGCUGUCUCGUCGUGGCUUUUCCAUGUAUAGCGGGACCAAUAAUUUCGACGAGGAGUUGGGCAAGAACAAGAAUUCCAUCCAAUAUGGGACUUACCACGAGGCUCGAUCGAAAUUCUAACUCAUCGAUCAAAUUGACGCGUCUACUCCAUGUAACAAUCGGUCAAGCCACUGAUGCGUUUACUCAUGCCAAUUCAUCAAUUAUAAAAUCGAAUAAUGAUUAAGUAAUUUAUCGUUUUAGUUUAAAUCAUUAUAAGAAUUGUUAUGUGUUGUUGAGUGUAUAUAUUUAUCCUUCAAAGUCUACAGGUUUUCGUUGUAUAACUUAUUGUAAUAUGGUACCAAAUGUGCAAUCUUGACUUAUUGAAAGAUUAAUAAUCGAGAUCAAUCUUUUUUUUUAUCGCAAUUACAAUAAUUAGAGUUAGAAUCGAGUUUCCUGCAAUCGUUGGGAUUCUUGUGAAAAUAAUCCUUAGUAUACUGAAAAUUUUCAUGCUUACGAUACUUGGCUGCGACAUGAAAUACAAUUUGUAAAAAGUUAAAAUUUGACUACGGAAAUCAGGCUGCAAUUCUACGAAGUCAACUCUCUUAGUUGUAUUAUCUUUCAUUGAUGCGCAACAUCUCCAAUUAUCGAAGUGGAAGUUAAACAGUGAAGCAUAACGAAAAAUAUCUCGAUGAAGAGAUGACACAUACAAAUAAGAUUCCUUUAUUCGUGUGUCAUUAAUGCUGUGUGUACAAUUUUGAUUGCCGCUUACCUUAUCGACCACUCGAAUCGCCGGUACAGUUUACCGAGGAGGAUUGUAUAGAUGUCACUAUAUGUACUUUUAUAUCGCAGCGAAAUUAUACACGGCGCUCUGAAAUUACUGCACUAUUUGCAAAAUUAAAAAAGAAUCGAGAGGCCGUCCAAAGAAAACUUUACACGGUUAUUAUGCCUAAUACCGCGACAGUAUUUUUUAAUGAAUAAAAGAUAAAAUUAAAUUCGGCUCGCUUAGUCUUCGACUUGACACGCGAUAACGUUUUUAUUUUUGUAAAUUGAUAUAACCACAACAUAUACAAAUAUAUAUAGAUAUUUAUAUAACAAUUAUAAUAAUGUGCGAUAUACCAAAGAUAAUCUCGUAUUAAGUUAACUGAUGAUACACAUAUACUGAAAAGUAACUAUUUAUAUCGCACAGAAGGAAUAUCAGACGGAUUGGGGCAAUUGUGUAAAUUUUUACGAAUCUACUGUUUACGAUAUUUAUUAUAUGGUAGCAUAAUAGUAAGGUAACAGGGUAACAUGUAUGAGAACUAAAUUGAAACGCAAGCGAAAGUAGUUCAUUUACAGUGCGAUAUUUAUAUUCACAAGUACACGAGAGAGAGAGAGAGAGAGAGAGAGAGAGAAAAUCAUAAUAAAUAAUUGAUUAUUUUCCAGUA
Molecule: messenger RNA, 2798 nt
Organism: Odontomachus brunneus
Lineage: Eukaryota; Metazoa; Arthropoda; Insecta; Hymenoptera; Formicidae
Exons: 3
Coding region: 1192-1515 (107 amino acids)
Source: RefSeq, a predicted model, not a curated record